CUAGAACCGAGCAAACCCUUUUUUUGAGCAGGUACAAUAUGGCUGUUAAGCAAAACGAAAAGGUGUUUACGCCGAGAGAUGUGGAAAAUCUCAUUGCAAAAGGCCACGCUAUUGUGAUUUACGAUCAUUACGUGUUAAAGCUAGACCACUGGAUUGAAUACCAUCCUGGUGGAAACAAAGCUAUCUAUCAUUUUGUGGGGCGGGAUGCCACCGACGAAAUGAAUGCUUAUCACUGCGAUGAAACUUGUAAGCUGUUUACGAGGUAUAAAAUUGGAGUUAUUGAGGAACCAUGGGAAAACAUGAUACCCCCUAUUCAAGGUGGGCACUUCAGAAAGCUGGAUCAUAACGACGAAGAUAAGAGCCUCGGAAAGGGAGAUAAAACCUCAAAGGGCAAGAAGUUAUGCGGUGAGGUCGAUGCAAAAAUUGAACCGAAGAUACCCCAAGGGGUGAUUCUUUUGGAGGGCAUGGAAGAAUACUACCCCACUAAGAGAGAUGGCCCAAUCAGAGACCCAAGAACUAUAAUCGAUAACUACGAUAACGAUCUUGUUAAAAGAGAUUUGAACGAUAUUCCCCCACUGGACUAUAAAACACAGAGAGGCUUAUCUCGGAAGUAUAAUGAGCUACACCAACAGAUCAUAAAUGCUAAUCUCUAUGAGUGUCCAUACUACGAAUAUUUCCUCCAAUUCUGCAUUAAUCUCUCUUUGGGUCUUUAUACAAUGAUUUUUUUCAAAACUAAACACUAUUUCAUGAGUGCUGUCUUUUUAGGGUUUUUCUGGCAGCAGUUGGUGUUCAUUGCACAUGAUUCAGCCCACAUUUCGAUAACCCACAACUAUCAAAUAGACAACAUCAUCGGUAUCAUAAUCGCCGAUUGGAUAGGUGGAUUAUCUAUUGGGUGGUGGAAACGGAAUCAUAAUGUUCAUCACUUGAUCACGAAUGACCCUGUGCACGAUCCAGAUAUCCAACACUUGCCAUUUUUCUGUGUCAGCUCAAGAUUAUUUGGAAAUGUCUUUUCCACUUAUUAUGAGAAAUAUCUUUGGUUUGAUGUCUUUGCACGGAAACUUAUUCCAAUACAACAUUUGAUGUACUACCCUAUCCUAUGUUUUGGUCGUUUCAACUUAUACAGACUAUCAUGGGAAUACUUACUCAAAGGACAGGGUCCCCGCCACGGUAAAGCAGCAUGGUUUCGUUACUUCGAAUUGGUAGGACUUUCAUUUUUUACAUAUUGGUUUUUUUACCUUGUGGUUGGCAGCUUACCAACUAAAUGGGACAAAUUUCAAUAUAUCAUGGUGUCCCACAUUACUACGAUGAUUGUUCAUGUCCAAAUCACUUUAAGCCACUUUGCAAUGUCCACUUCAGAUUUAGGUGCCAGCGAAAGUUUUGUUUCAAGACAAUUAAGAACAACCAUGGAUGUCUCUUGUCCAGACUGGUUUGAUUUUUUCCAUGGUGGUCUCCAAUACCAAGCUAUCCAUCAUUUAUUCCCCAGGUUACCAAGACACAAUUUCCGUAAAGCACAAGCAUACGUUAUUGAUUUUUGUCGGGAGACCGGACUUAAAUACUCAAUAUACGGGUUUGUUGAUGGAAACGGCGUUGUGUUAAACAAACUACAGGACAUUGCACAACAAGUGGUAAUUAUGAAAGAAUGCAUUGUAGAGAGUGCAAAACACGCGUAAACAUUGUUUCGGACAAAAAAAAAGAUUUUGGUUUUGUCUACAGGUGUCAUGUAUAUAUAUACUACUUCUUUUAAAAAUAUAGAAAAUAACAUGCAAGUUAUUGUAACGGAUUCAUGUCCAUCACUACGUCAUAGUUUUGUCAUUUUGUGAGCUUUCGUUAAAACAUCAGCUGGUCCUUAAUAAGAAUUGAAGGAAUCGACAUAUUUGGCUUAGAACGAAACUUAUCGCUGGGUGAUGGAAAAAUCGUCAAGUGGACGAGCAU
This is a messenger RNA of Pichia membranifaciens NRRL Y-2026, 1932 nucleotides long. RefSeq lists its product as hypothetical. Bases 39 to 1670 code for a protein of 543 amino acids. The record is from RefSeq and is a predicted model, not a curated record. Gene Ontology annotation, cellular component: membrane. Gene Ontology annotation, biological process: lipid metabolic process. The transcript has a single exon. Gene Ontology annotation, molecular function: oxidoreductase activity, acting on paired donors, with oxidation of a pair of donors resulting in the reduction of molecular oxygen to two molecules of water. NCBI's taxonomy places the organism in Eukaryota, Fungi, Ascomycota, Pichiomycetes, Pichiales, Pichiaceae.